Molecule: messenger RNA, 252 nt
Organism: Meloidogyne enterolobii
Lineage: Eukaryota; Metazoa; Nematoda; Chromadorea; Rhabditida; Meloidogynidae
Source: the annotation of a GenBank genome assembly
AUGAAAAGAUGUUUCUAUUUAUUUUUAUUCUCCAUCAUAUUUAUUCUUAUUAGGAGCGAUGAACCAACUAUAGAAAAUGGAAUUUAUGUUCUUACUGAUAAUAAUUUUGACUCUUUUCUAGAAGAACAUCCAACAGUUUUGGUUGAAUUUUAUGCCCCUUGGUGUGGCCACUGCAAACGGUCCCAAUUUUGGUCGUACCUCCCUGAAACUUGCACAUUGUUCAUGGUUGUUAACGAGGCGCAUCCGAAAUAA